Messenger RNA from Micropterus dolomieu (smallmouth bass), 1266 nucleotides. It is a transcript of the gene rdh1, whose product is annotated as retinol dehydrogenase 1. Gene Ontology annotation, molecular function: oxidoreductase activity. The transcript has 5 exons. The coding region runs from base 1 to 1002 and encodes 333 amino acids. The record is from RefSeq and is a predicted model, not a curated record. Lineage: Eukaryota; Metazoa; Chordata; Actinopteri; Centrarchiformes; Centrarchidae.
AUGGGGGCCCCUGUGGAAGAGGUAAUCCUGUCACACCUGGCCUUAACAUGUGCUUUACUUCUGGCCAUUCUCGCUGCCAUCCGCUGGUACAUCAGAGACUCUUACAAGGUCGACGGCUUCAACCAGAAGCAUGUGUUCGUCACAGGCUGUGACAGCGGCUUUGGGAAUCUGCUGGCCAGACAGCUGGAUGAAAGGGGUUUCCACGUCAUAGCUGCAUGUCUCACAGAGAAAGGUGCAGCAGAUUUGGCAGCAUCUGCCUCCUCCAGACUGAAGACCUUCCUGCUGAAUGUUACAGACAGUGCGAGCAUCAGGAAGGCGGUGGAGUUUGUGAGCAAAGAGGUCAAGGAGCGAGGCCUGUGGGGUCUGGUGAACAAUGCCGGCAGGUCCAUACCCAUCGGCCCAACAGAAUGGAUGCAUCUGGAGGAUUUCACAAAGGUUUUGGAUGUGAAUCUGAUAGGAGUUAUUGAUGUGACGCUCCAGUUCCUGCCACUGCUGAAAAAGGCCCAGGGCAGGGUGGUUAAUGUGGCCAGUGUCCUGGGUAGACUGUCUCUCACUGGUGGAGGGUACUGCAUAUCCAAAUGGGGAGUGGAAGCCUUCUCCGACUGCACCAGGAGGAACAUGCAGCAAUUUGGCAUCAAAGUGAGCAUUAUCGAGCCGGGUUUCUUCAAGACUGCUGUCACCCAGCUGGAUCUUAUUGAAGGUGACCUGAAGAGGCUGUGGAACCGCCUCCCCCAAGAUGUCAAAGACUCUUAUGGAGCUACAUACAUUGAUGACUAUAUGAAGUCUCAAGACAUCUGCAUGCAAAUCUUGUGCAGUUCAGAUAUCUCUAAGGUGACCUGGUGUAUGGAGCAUGCGCUCACAGCUCGCUUCCCACGCACACGUUAUAGUGCUGGCUGGGAUGCUAAGCUUUUUUGGAUUCCUCUGUCUUAUCUCCCUUCAUUUGUGUCAGACUUUCUUAUGACGGUGCUUCUUCCUUUACCUAAGGGUGACAGAAAAGUCUAGCUCUGUGAAAUAGUUUGUAUGAUGACAUUUUGCUGUCCAAAGUGUAUGUAUGCAUGGAAACCGGCAGCCAAAAGUGAUAAAAUCAAGUAUAUUGUGACAAUAUGGUAAAAAAAAAAGUGUCAAGACUGUGUUACAAAAUAGGAAAUUUAUUCAUUCAUGUCUCACCAGCAGCAAUUUAAACCAUAUGGGCAUGUUGUGGAUGAUCACAGAUACAGUUUUUAUUGUCCUCAUUACAGUACAAAAUAAAUCAUUCUGUGAAGUUAA